This is a messenger RNA of Corticium candelabrum, 1321 nucleotides long. RefSeq lists its product as uncharacterized. Lineage: Eukaryota; Metazoa; Porifera; Homoscleromorpha; Homosclerophorida; Plakinidae. Gene Ontology annotation, biological process: DNA integration. The transcript has 3 exons. Gene Ontology annotation, molecular function: nucleic acid binding. The record is from RefSeq and is a predicted model, not a curated record. Bases 295 to 1305 code for a protein of 336 amino acids.
UAUAGGAAUGGUGCGAAUGAAGGCGACCGCUAGAAGUUUUGUGUUGUGGCCUGCCUUGGACAGAGAUGUUGAGAGUAUAGUCAAAUCAUGUUUCACGUGUCAGGAACAACAGAAUAAACCUGCAAUUUCAACGCCAACUAAUCCUUGGAUAUACCCGGAAGGUCCUUGGGAACGUGUCCACGCAGACUUUGCGGAGUAUGGAGGAAGACACUACUUAUUGUUAGUAGAUGCGUUUUCAAAGUGGCCAGAGGUCCAUGAAUUACACAAGAAUACUACUGCGUGCCAGACAGUAGAAUGUAUGAGAAGAACAUCGCAACUCAUGGAAUACCAUAUUGUAUGGUAACUGACAAUGGACCUCAAUUCCUAUCAGAGGAGUUUAGUAAAUUCAUGCGCUCAAAUGGCAUCUAUCAACGUACCCCACCAUAUCACCCAUCCAUGAAUGGACAGGCGGAGAGGAUGGUACAGGAAUUAAAGAAGAGCUUGAAGUCUAAACCAUCAGAGCGAACAUGGAGUCACCAAGUGUCAUUGUUCUUACUUUAUUAUCGGACUAUCCCACACGGGACGACUGGAAAGACUCCGGCUGAGUUGCUGAUGAAACGUUCUCUUAGGACGAGACUGAGUCUGUUGAAACCGGAAGCUGGGGGAAAGAUACAAGAUCAUCAAAGAGAAGAAUUUAACCAGGCGACAACCAAUGUAAGAGAAAUGGGUCCAGGAGACACUGUUUCUGUCUGGAAUCCAAGAAGGGAUGGUCGAAGCAAAUGGCUUGCAGGAAUAGUGACACAACGACUGGGACCAAUAUCUUACUUGGUAAAUGUAGAGGGGCACGUAAGAUAUGUGCAUAUUGAUCACUUGAUAACAAGAGAUGCGACCAAUACACAAGUGAUUCUGCCAGAAGAACCGGAUAACUUGCAAGCUACAGUUGUACCAGAUUCAUCAGGACCCGUGUUAGAAGAUCCUACAGAGACUGCAGAUGAGGAGCAUGUCAUAGGAAAUCCACUGAGACUAAAGAUCCAGUCACAGGCAAUGGAGCGACUGAACCGCAGAAGGAAAUCAGUCAAAGGAGAUAUCCAACUCAAGAGAACAGACAGUUACCUCUCAGGUCAGAAAGCAAGUGAAUUCGAAGGGCUUUGUUUGUCUCAAACGACUUGUGCAUUGUGCAUUUCUGCAUCGGCUGAUUGUGCUUGGUGUUAUGAUGAGGAGAUUAACACAAAGUUUCGUUGUCGGCUUGUGUCAUCAUGGCAUGCUGAUACAAGUUGCAGGAAUUUGAGCAAUCCUAAAAGUAAACUGACAGGGAAGGUGAGUUAAUUGCGAGCUGUUUGUU